AUGGCGACCCCCGACGACGGCCCGGCGCCGGCCGGGGCCGGGGGCCGCAAGUUCUGGCGCUCCGUGUCGUGGUCCGAGCCGCGGGAGCCGGCCCCGCCGCCGGACGCCGCGGGCGGGGCCGGGGCAGGUGGUAGCGGGGGCGGGCAGUCCCGCCGCGUCCCGCCGCCGCCGCCGCUCACCCCGCGGUCGAUGAGCUCCAAGGCGCGGUCCUGCCUCCCGCCGCUGCAGCCGCUCGCCAUCACCCGCCGCAGCCUGGACGAGUGGCCCAAGGCUGGCUCCGACGACGUCGGCGAGUGGCCCAACCCCACCACGCCCGGCGCCUCCAGGCCCUCCUCCGCCAAGCCCGGGGAGGGGCUCCGGCUCGACCUCUCCUCGCUCCGCUCGCAGGGACGCAAGGACCAGAUCGCCUUCUUCGACAAGGAGUGCUCCAAGGUCGCCGACCAUGUCUACCUCGGCGGCGAUGCCGUCGCCAAGAACCGCGACAUCCUGAGGAAGAACGGCAUCACCCACGUCCUCAACUGCGUGGGUUUCGUCUGCCCGGAGUACUUCAAGUCCGACCUCGUCUACCGCACGCUCUGGCUGCAGGACAGCCCCACCGAGGACAUCACCAGCAUCCUGUACGACGUGUUUGAUUACUUUGAGGAUGUGAGGGAGCAGGGCGGCCGUGUGUUUGUGCAUUGCUGCCAGGGGGUGUCACGCUCCACGUCUCUGGUCAUCGCCUACUUGAUGUGGAGGGAAGGCCAGAGCUUCGAUGACGCCUUCCAGUUUGUCAAGGCUGCCCGGGGGAUUGCGAAUCCAAACAUGGGCUUUGCCUGCCAGCUUCUCCAGUGCCAGAAACGGGUGCAUGCGAUUCCAUUGUCCCCAAAUUCAGUGCUCAGGAUGUACCGCAUGGCGCCUCACUCCCAGUAUGCCCCUCUGCAUUUAGUGCCCAAAAUGCUCAAUGACCCAUCCCCUGCCGCCCUCGACUCUAGAGGCGCGUUCAUUGUACAUGUUCUGUCGUCCAUCUAUGUCUGGGUUGGAAUGAAGUGCGAUCCGGUAAUGGAAAAGGAUGCAAAGGCUGCUGCGUUUCAGGUAGUGAGGUAUGAGAAGGUGCAGGGGCACAUCAAGGUUGUGAGAGAAGGUUUGGAGCCACAGGAGUUUUGGGAUGCAUUUUCAAGUACACCACCUAAUUCAGAGAGUAAUACAAAGAUUAGCAAGGACCAGAUCGAUUCAGCAUCCAAGAGUAACCCAGGAAGCCGGAGAAUUGAGUCUUAUGACGCUGAUUUUGAGCUCGUCUUCAAAGCAAUCACUGGGGGAGUGGUUCCAGCGUUCUCAACUUCUGGGGCUGGGGACGAGACCCAUCUUCCAGCUAGAGAAAGUAGCUGGAGUUUACUGAGGCACAAGUUUAUCUCCAGGUCGCUAGCUCGUGUUUAUUCAGAUUCUGCUCUAAUCAGGGAUUUUGAUCCACGGGUAGACCGUGUACAACACCUGGCUGCUGAAGCAUCAACCUCACCUCCUUUCCUUUCUCCAAGCUCCUUGUCAUCAGAUUCAAGCAUCAGCUCGAAGUAUAGUUCAGACUCACCCUCCUUAUCACCUACAACUAGCUCCCCACCAUCAUUUGGCCUCUCGCCUGCUUCAUCUAAUCUGCCUCAUGCUUUGGUGCCAUCGUCCAGGUCUCCCCUUUCUCAAUCAUCUAAUGAGGGAGCUUCGAAGCCUUCUGGCCUGCAAUCAAUGCGCUCUCCUUCCAAGACCUCUUCUAUAGCAGAAAGAAGAGGAGGCUUCACACUUCUAAAGCUACCAUCUCUCCAAAAGGAUCUUGUAUUGCCACCAAGGGUACCGUCUAGUAUUCGCAGGACUGAGGAGGCCUCAGAUAAGAGUAGUACAAAUGGUGUUAAACAGCGGACUGGUGAUUUUUGCUCAGAAAAAUGCACUGGUAAUAGUUCAAGCUUGCAUUCUGAAACUAGAUUAACUGAGCGCACUGACAGUAACUCAGAAGCUUGCAGUAAUGCACAACUGUUAGUCUACCAGUGGCCCAGCAUGGAAAAGCUAACUACAUUUGCACGCAAGGAUCUUGACCCAAAGUCGGUUUUGAUUUUUGUUACAUCGAAUGCCAUCAGAAGUGAAGCAGUUAAAAUGGUGUAUGUAUGGGUAGGAGGCGAAAAUGAAAGCAGCAAGAGUGUUGAUGCUGUUGAUUGGCAACAGGUCACUGGUGAUUUUCUUCAUCGAAAAGGCCUCAGCGAUGCUCUUCCUGUCAAGCUACCAGUCAAGCUGUAUAAAGAGCUUGGAACUUAUAUUUAG
Molecule: messenger RNA, 2277 nt
Organism: Miscanthus lutarioriparius
Lineage: Eukaryota; Viridiplantae; Streptophyta; Magnoliopsida; Poales; Poaceae
Source: the annotation of a GenBank genome assembly